AUGGUCUUUGCCGCUCGCCAGCUACAACAGAAGUGCCAGGAGAUGCAAGCUCAUCUCUACGCUACCUUCGUAGACUUGUGGAAAAUCUUUAAUGCGGUAAAUCACGAGGGACUAUGGAAAAUCAUGCAGAAAUUCGGCUGUCCUGAACGAUCCAUACACAUAAUACGCCAGCUCCACGACGGGAUGAUGGCACGCGUCACGAGCAUCGGCACAAUCUCCGAGGCAUUUGUAGUGACUAAUGAAGUAAAGCAGGACUGCUUUCUCGUGACUAACCCCUUCAGUCUCAUGUUCACUGCUAUGCUGAUUGACGCCUACCCUGAUGAGCGUCCUGAGAUGCGCAUGGCCUACAGAACUGAUGAACAUUUUCUCAACUGCAAGCGCACGCAGGCCCCAACGCAACUGUCUGCGACUGCAGUUCAUGACUUGCUCUUCGUCGACGACUGCACGCUCAACACCAGGACCGAAGUAGACAUGUGA
Messenger RNA from Spirometra erinaceieuropaei, 477 nucleotides. The record is from the annotation of a GenBank genome assembly. NCBI's taxonomy places the organism in Eukaryota, Metazoa, Platyhelminthes, Cestoda, Diphyllobothriidea, Diphyllobothriidae.